This is a messenger RNA of Rotaria sp. Silwood2, 696 nucleotides long. The record is from the annotation of a GenBank genome assembly. Lineage: Eukaryota; Metazoa; Rotifera; Eurotatoria; Philodinida; Philodinidae.
GUUUGUUGGCGUUUUUUGUAACUUUAUGAGCGUUAAAACGGCGAAAACUCCAAUUUUGGAGCGUUAAAACGUAUUAUUUUUAAGUUCUAGAAUAAUAGUGCUUUUUAACGCUCAAAAACGGGAAUUGUCGCCGUUUUAACGCCCAUGAAGUUACAAAAAACGUCAAUAAACGCGUUUUCAUGCGUUUUUUUAACGAGCGUUAAUGGCUUACAAUCGCGGUUCCCGAUUGUGCGUUUAAACGCGUUUUUCAAAAUUUUUUGUCCGACUGGGUCGUCUUACUAAUCAAGCAGAAAAAGCUAAACAAGAAGCAGCUAUUUUACGACAAUCUUUAAAAAGACCGGCAACAGAUGACUGUAAGUGAGGGCAUUCGUUUUUAAACAAUUUAAUGAUGUGUUUGUAUCUUUUAGAAAAUAUCAAUAACGAACUUGUCACUGUUUUUUUUAUUCCUUUAUUGAUAUCCAUGUUGGUCAUUUUUUUUUGAUUAAACUCAUGUUCUCCUUGUUUUUUGCUUAAACUCAUCUUAUUGUUUUUUUUUCUUCAGCUGAUGAAUUGAUAACAACAAUUAAUUUUCAAACACCUGAAUGUAUUCUUGUUUAUGCAUUUGAUUUACUUAAUGAACUUUUAGGAAAUGAUGAAGAAGUUCGCAUGUUUAUUGAUCAAAUAUAUUUACCAACAAUUAAUACACAAGCACGAUGA